Molecule: messenger RNA, 2319 nt
Organism: Camellia sinensis
Lineage: Eukaryota; Viridiplantae; Streptophyta; Magnoliopsida; Ericales; Theaceae
Source: RefSeq, a predicted model, not a curated record
AUGGAGGAACAAUGCAACAAAAGCAAGUUUUUCCCAUGUGGAGAAUACCUCUGUGUCUUUGAUGCCAUUAGUCAAUUGGAGUUCAGCAGUGAGGUGUGGGAACUUGUCUUUUUCGUUACUUCCAAAGUGGUGGAAAAGUUCAAUGAUGGAGCACUUGCAACUAUCAUUGGCUUUUUAUUCAAGGCUGCAUCUCAUUGUCAGCAUAUUUCUGAAGCUGCCAUAGUAGUUCAUGCAAGGCUGUGUAGCAUGGGGGUCGAGGUAUCACCCUGUGUGUUGAUUUUCUUAAGCGAAACUGUACGUAGUUGCAGUGAUAUUGCCAUGGCUUUGUUGAGAGAUAUUGAUUUUGGUUUUGAACUUGAUGACAAAUUUUUAGCAAGCUCUGGUGAGCCCUUCUUGUGUGGAGAAGAUAAACUUUUGACAAGAAGGUUGAAUAUGAUGGAUGAUCAGGUUCUUGAUGAAGGUCGUCAUUUUUCUGACAUCUAUAUCUUGAUAGAGAUGUUAUCAGUACCUUCCCUCACUAAUGAAGCUUUCCAAACUUUUGAGAGAGCUGUUGCUCAAGGAUCAAUUGUGGUUCAAUUGGUGGCCAAGGUCUUCGAAAGACGCCAUUCUCUAAGAUUAAAUAUUGGUCCAAUGUCUUCUGCUGGAAAAAACCAGCAAACAGAUGAAGUACCGGGUGGAAAAAUUGAGCCAUUUCCUGUUGAAGAAGACGACUUUGCCUUACUUCUUGGUCUUGCUGAAAGAUUCUCUCUCUCUAAUCACUCCAGAGUGCAACAAUUUGCACAGAUGCUUUAUGCUACGUUGUUUAGAUUGUUUGCCGAUGAGAGUAAUUACAAGAGAAUGCUUAAAGGGCUAGUUGAUCGUGCCAUAAACCUCAUAGAAAAUGGUCAUCAAGCAGAUAAAGAUUUCAAUACUUUGCUUUUCUUGGUUAACAAGGAACAGGUUCUAGCUGGAGCAAUUCUAAACAUGAUGAGGGAGGUCGCCAAGGCUGCCAAUGCUGAUUGUGCAACUCUUAGGCAUCAGUUGUCUGCUAGUGAGGACCACAAUUUGCGUAUACAAGAAGAAAGACAUGCUGAACAUGCCGAUAUGGUUAGAGAAAAGGCUAUUUUGUUGGAAAGGUUAUGUGAAUCUGAGACCACUACCAACAAUUAUAAGUCUGAAUUGAAGCUUGAGAUAGAUCGUUUUGCUACGCAAAAGAAGGAAAUCUCUAAACGAAUGCAAGAAAUGGAGAGUCAGUUUGAAUGGUUUCAAUCGGAGCAGAACAAUGAGAUUAUGAAGCUAUCCAAAGAGAAUAAAGUGUACAAGGAUCGUCUUCAUAAUUUGGAGACACAACUUUCUCAACUGAAGUCCCGGAGUAGUAAUGAUUUGAAGAUACUUGUAAAAGAGAAGAAUUCUCUUGCUGAAAGGCUGAAGAUUGCAGAGGCUGCAAGGAAGAAAUCUGAUGAGAUAUUGAAACACUAUUAUAGAGAUAAUCGGAUUCUACAGGACAAUAAACAUUCACUUGAGGAUGAGGUCAGGCAAUUGAAAGCAACAGUUGGGCAACUUGAACAAGAGAAGCUGGACAAGGAAGAAAAGAUUAAACAAUGUGAAAUGUACAUCGGUGGGAUGGAAGAAAAACUUGGUGCCUGGCAGAAACAUAUCCAUUCUCUUGAGGUUUCCCUUAGAGAGGAGAUGUCACAACAUGCUCCUCUGUAUGGUGUUGGCUUGGAAGACCUGUCAAUGAAGGAACUAGACACAUUGUCGAGUAUCCAUCAGCAAGGGCUCGAACAGAUAUAUGUCCUCCAGCAACAGAAAGCUAAUCUUGCCGUCAACCCUCCUGCAGACCCCAACACCUUUCCAAGCUCCAGCAGGUCAUAAAAUACUCUCUAUUAACCCAUCUCCGGAUUUGUUUGUAAUCUGGUAUCUGGUCCACCACAACAGUGGACAAGUUUCUUUCAAUGGACUACCUUGGAAUGAUCAAGCAGACGUUCAUUUCCAACAAAUGGCAUCUGGGUGGUCCUGCCUUCUUGACCUCAAGAUCUUACUAGUAUUUCAAAAACUACAGCUUUCCUCCCCCCCCCCCCCCCACCCUUCCUCUCUCCCCUUUUUGUUGUUUAAUUUUUUUUUUAAUAUCUUUUUGUUUUCUUGUUAUAAAGCUUCUAUUUUGUUUUUAAACUGAUGGAACCUAGAUUUUGUGAAAUAUACAAUAGAAAAGGAAUACAAUUACAGAAAGUAAAACUUCAUGGCCUCUGUAGUUGCACUAGCUAACCCUUUUUUUAGGUGUGUUGGGAUUAUGAACUUGUAAUUGAUUUCUAAUUUUUCAAAUGGGGUGUGAUAAGCCAA